CACAACAUCCAGAGAUGCCCUCCUAACAUAAACUGCCCUGUCUCUAACCUAGCGGCCCAGUCUCCUCAGUGGUAUGCUUGGGGGCCUCCCAACAUGCAGUGCAGACUAUGUGCCUCCUGCUGGAUCUACUGGAAGAAGUAUGGGGGCCUGAAGACCCCCACACAGCUAGAGGGCGCUGCCAGGAGUGGCUCUGAGUCAGGGCCCCGUGGUCACAUGACACGCCAGGAGGUGCAGGGCAUGUCACCGUUCACCCGCAAUGAGGGUCGCGCAAAGCUGCUGGCUAAAAACCGCCAGACGUUCAUCCUGCAGACCACCAAGCUGACCCGUAUCGCUCGGCGGGUGUGUGAGGACAUCCUGCAGCCUCGCCGCGCUGCACGGCGACCCUACGCCUCCAUCAACUCCAAUGCGGUCAAGGCUGAGUGUAUGAUCAGGCUUCCCAAAGCCACAAAAACACCUCUAAAGACCAAAGUGGUGCCUCGACCGUCACUGGCCACUAUAGUGAAGGAUUUAGCCAUCUCAGCUCCUCUGAAACUGAAGGCAUCCAGAGGACCCCCGACACCCAUCAACAGGAACCAGGCCAGCCAGCCUAGAGUGGGCCAAAGCCUGCUGGGAAAGAGGGGCUUCGACAGCGCUACAGGAGUACCCUACCCAGCCAAUGGGAGGCCGUAUACUUCAGGUAUGAGGACCACCUCCCAGUCGGUCAUCAAGCGGCAGAAGGUCAGCCAGGGCGAAGCUCCCAACCCUGUGGUGUUUGUGGCUACAAAGGACACUAGGGCUCUGAGGAAACAUCUGACCCAGUCAGAGAUGCGUCGGGCAGCGAGAAAACCUCAUCUGCUGGUCCGGAUCAAGCUGCCACCACCCCCUCGCUCCCUGGCCAUGCCCCUGCUCCCCUCCAGCACCAGCGAACCCAUCGUCCUGGAGGACUGAGGGGGAUGAUGGAAGGGGCGGGGGUCUUUUAACAGGACACAGGGGUCGGGAGGGUGUUGGGGAGGGUCUGUGCUCAGGCUGUCAAAUACAGGCAGCACAGUACGCCAUACCAGUAGAUUUUUUAUUUUCCCUCUUUUCAGUGUCAUUUUUCUGUAGUCCUCUGUUACUUCCCAAAAGUUGAUGUGACACACACACACACACACACACACACACACACACACACACACACACACACACACACACACACACA
Paralichthys olivaceus (Japanese flounder) is the source of this 1177-nucleotide messenger RNA. The record is from RefSeq and is a predicted model, not a curated record. Lineage: Eukaryota; Metazoa; Chordata; Actinopteri; Pleuronectiformes; Paralichthyidae.